AGUCUAUCACCUUCACCGUAGUCCAGGCCCCCCGUCACGGCACCAUGGAGCGGACCAACAACGGACAGCACUACCGUCAGACCAACAGCUUCACCAUGGACGACGUCUACCAGAACAGAAUCAGCUACAAUCACGAUGGAUCCAACUCACUGAAGGACAGAUUCACCUUCACUGUAGCUGACGGGACUAACGUCUUCUUUAUGGUGGAGGAGGCAGGCAAAGAGGUGUUGACUGCUGCACCCCAGAUGUUUAAGAUCGACAUUCUACCUGUUGAUGAUGGAACACCUCGUAUCGUCAUAAACCUGGGUCUGCAGUGGCUGGAGUACACAGACAACAAGGUAAACACAGACUGGUUCUGGAGGUCACAGACAACAAGAAACUCCUCCACGGUGAGUGACAGUAGCUUCAGUAACACACCUAAAGCCCUGCUGAAGUGA
Molecule: messenger RNA, 437 nt
Organism: Oncorhynchus gorbuscha (pink salmon)
Lineage: Eukaryota; Metazoa; Chordata; Actinopteri; Salmoniformes; Salmonidae
Product: extracellular matrix organizing protein FRAS1-like
Exons: 3
Coding region: 45-437 (130 amino acids)
Source: RefSeq, a predicted model, not a curated record